CAUGGCAAUCCUUCUUCAAACCAGCUGCUGGGAUACAAAACAACAGCAUCUUUUCUGUGACAAAGUAAAAGUGUUUUAUAAAUGGCUAAAUUUCAAACAAAAAUCAUAAAAAAGCCAUAAAACUAAUUAAGAAUUCCAUUUAGUUUGUGUGUAAUACAUAGUUGUGGUGUAAUGCGUAACUCCGCCCAAAAAAAGACUGCCAGCGAGAAGCAGGCUUCUGAAUGUGAAAGCGGCGACAGCAAUCGCCUAAAUACCAGUGGCUCCAGCACUAAUUCAAACAAAUCAAGAAAAAGAAAACGCUGCGAAAUACUAAAGUUCAGUGAUUUUGAGUCAGAAUUUGAAGACUGCGAUCUGGAAGAUGCAGUCGCCUUGGAGAACAGGUUGCGCAAAGUGGCACGCAAGAAUUCUUUGUCUCAUGAGGAGAUGAUGAAGCUAUUGCAGAAAUUUGUGAAAAACGAACAUAUUUUGGCUUUGAUCACUUUAAAAGCUGAACAUGAGUUGGCACUUGAAAAGUCUGAAGCUGAACAGAGAGCUAUUAUCAUAACGGAUACUCCAUCUAUACCGAAAUUAACACGGUCCAAGGCCAAAGAAUUGAAUAAACAGCCUGUUAUAUCUUUACCAAAGCUUUUAGGGGCAGAGCAAACCGAAAUUGCCACACUCAUAACUGAUGAAUUGAAUUCCGACGAAGAAGAUGAAGAGUAUACAUUCAAGGAAGAGGACUUUGUGUCCGACGAUGAUCCCAAUACAACUGCCUCUGAUUUGGACUCCAAUCCAAGAACACCUCAGACACCUGUUGUGCAAACAGAAGUAGAUGACUCGCCAAUUAAACUAACCGAUGAUGGAUGUUUUAAGGUUCCUCUCAUUAGAAAAAAGGAGUCGUUGGAUGAGCUUCGCAUUGCAACUCGUACGCGGUCUAAAUUUUGUCUACAACAGACUACAAUAGAAGACAUUGAGUCGGAAUUUGUGCCGCCAGAUGUGGAAAUAUUUGAUACCCUUGAACCAGACAAUCAAGGAGGCGAUGAAGAAUGGAAUCAAUUUUUAACCGAUUUUCUAAAGCCAUUAAAUUCUAGUAUAGUUGGAGAUGACGAUGAUCCCAUCAAUGAUCCAGAAUAUGUUGCUGCAGAGAAAGAGAAAGUUGACGCUGAGGAACUUAGAGAUGUGAACAUUUCCAAAAAGGAAAUUGCCGAAUUGAUGACUGAACUGUUAAGUAACUUAAACGAAGGCAUUUCAUUCGAAAGCAUUGAACUGGAAACACCUCGCAAAUUUUUGUUAAGCUGUCAAGAUGAAGACCUUAAUACUCCCAAUACCUCUUUCGAUAAACCCCAUGAUAAUCCUGAUGUCAGCCGCCAAUUAACUUUCGAGCAAGAAACCCAUCAUGAAUCCUUAAAUCAACCAUGCAGUGCUAUAAUAUCAUCUGCAAAUGUAACCCAGCAAAACUUUUCUUUUCAUCCUGAUGUCAUGUCUACACCAUCAUCAUCUCAAAACAAUCAGCAGAAUGAGGCAAAUGUGGAGAAUGCGGAACCCAUGACAAUCAUUCCAGUGGCAACACCCACUUCAAAUGACACAUUUACAUCCUGUGGUACAGUCGCCAUACCCGCUUCCAACAUUAACAAUCAAGUGGAACUCAUUGCUGUACCCAUACCAGGUCAACCAAAUUGUUUUCAACUGGCAAAGGUAGUUGCUUCGGGAGAUGAUGCACUUGAAACAUCACCCAUAAAACCAGUUGACAAACCCACAGCCCCCAAUAAUCCUAAGGCCAAGGUGUUUGCUACUCGCUACACAGUUCCUUAUGAGACCAACUAUUGUGGUGAAUAUAUCUCUGUGAAGCGUCACAUCAUUGCCGAAUAUAAGGAAAAGUUUGAGAGCCUAAAACACGCACAGGUGAAUCAAGUUUCCAGCACUACUACAGAUUCCGAAUUGUCAAAAUCCCACGAAAUCUGCCAAGGAUUCACAAAGUAUCAAUAUGACUUGCUGCAGCAACAACUGAGAAUCCAUGUACAGACAUUGACACAGACAUAUAUUCAAACAUAUUGCCAUCCGGAGCUGUGGCGUUUAGCUAAGAAACCCAAGGAAAUGUUAAUGGAGCUGCAAGAGAAGUCCAAAAGUAAUCAUAACUUUAAAAUCUGGAAUUUAGAAAAGGCCAUAGCUCUCAUAAAUAAAUGGCAACAGGAAUUGGAUGAGGACACCGAGGAAAACAAAGAGCUCAUGAAGUAUCUGAAUAGAGAAGUAGAGUUAACCAAUCACAACACGCGGCAAAUACCUCGUUUUCAUCCACGCAUAUUGGAUUGUUUUUUAGAAUCCAAUGUGUUUAUGUAUCCCGAAUACUUACCCCGUAUGCCAUUCUCCUCAAAAGUUGCCAGCUAUGAAGCAUUCUCACCCGUAGAAUCCUAUUUAAUAGCCAUGGGUCUGGAGAAGCAUGUGCGUAUAAUAACCGAGAAAAAAGAAAGGAUUCCCAGUAAAACAACACCGCUAAGAAUGGCCUGCAGACGAUUAACCAAAGAUACUCUAAGUGGCAAACAGCACCGACGUGUAUGGGCCCAUUUGAUGCAUUUAAAGACAGUUGACUAUUACAAUCCCAUAAAGUAUUAUUUUCAACACAACAGAGCUCCUCCCGUAGAACGCACAACAAUAAUAGGAUUUCCAGAUAAUUGUGUUUUACCACCAAAAGAACGAUUCCAUGAACUGCCUCUGGUAUUUCAGACAUAUUUGCAGAAGAAAAAUGCUCCACCACAGCCUAAAAAGACAAAUAAUCGAAUUGUUACAAAUCCGCGUAUAAAAGCAUCGGAUGCAUUUAGAGAUUCAUAUUUGGAAUUUGUUCGUGAAGCCGUGGGAGAGGAUCUAACAUUUCCGGCGGAAAAUUGCUUUACCGAAAUAACAGAACAAGACGACACUUCAUCAACGGUAUUAUCCACAAAUAGUAGUGAACCACUAAUAAGUGCAAGGAAACGCAAAGCUUCCAGAGGGAAACUACCAAAGCCAAAGAGAAGGCCACCACGUUCGGUUACAAUUAAUGUAAACUACGUUUUUGGAGGAUCGGCUAACAAUAUAUUAAACGUUUCCUCGUCGCCGGUCUCUGCAAAUACGAGUUACAAUCAUAGUGCGACAUUAUUAACCAAUGAAACAGAAAACGCAGAUUCAACUCUUAAUGAGACUGCCAACACUUCUGUUGGUAUUUUGAGCCCUAGUAUAAAUAAUAGUAAUAACAACCAAACACCAGUUGUGACUUACAACUUUGAUUUAACAACAAAAACACUGCAGUGCGUUCCCCUAACGCCUGUGACCUCUUUAAAUCAAAAUACACAUUUACCUACAUCUGCGAAUACAGUCAACGUUGUUGACAGUGUGGAAAACUCUCCCCAACUUGCAACAAGAGCUGAAAACGUUGUAUCCUCCUCUCCUGAAGCCACCUUUACAUUUCCAGUGGAGAGGGUGCCGACCACUCAAAUUGUUGCUACAAACUCGGCUGAAACUAUACAACGAAACGAUGGAUUAGUUGAAAGUGUGACAUGCUCUACUCAAGCAAUCCCAAUAUCAGCUGUCGAAAGUGCAGAAUCCACUCCUCAACUUGAUGCCAACUACGCAGUUGAAAUUUUACAAGAACCUGAACAAACUAUAUGUUGUGCUUCCACUCCGCAAGAGGAUUCCAUCUGGCCCACAGCAACUGUCAACGAAAUAACGUAUUCCCAGUCGCAAAGAGCAAACACGAAUAAUAAUAGUCACGGUAAUAGUAAUACCAGAAGAAAGAUACAUCGUGUCGCAAAGAUAAAUACACCCAUAUUGCUCAAUAUAACGAAGCUAAACAAAAAUAUUUCUAAAAAGGCAUUGGCAUAUCGAGAAAAACGAAAAGUUAAACAACGGUGCGAAGAUUUAAUUAUUGCAUAUGGACUCUACUUGGAAACUUUGCAAGUCCAUUAUAAGCAUUCGCCAUUGGUUCAACACUUCUAUCGAAGAUUUAAAGCUUUGGAACUGUACACCAACCUGUUGAAAUCGUUAAAGAUGAUGUGUAAUAAAAAUAACGCGUCUUCCUCAUCGCCAAAUACAAAUAGCUCCAGCCCUGGUGGAUUGAAGCGUUCUCGCAAUGCUCAUGGUGAUGACGAAAGCAGCCCCUCCUCACAACGCAUGGCCAGAAAGAUAAACAGACAGGAGGAAAAUUUCAGGCACAUGUUGUUGCCGGAUAAUCCAGACGAAACUAACCGCAAAGAUGCCAUUUAUGCUUUCAAUUUUUAUGAAAAAGUGGAAGAAGCAUUUAGAUCAUCCAACAGGCCAGAUGACUGCAAAAAGUUCAAUUCGAUUCUGAAAACUUUCGAUCCUAAAAAGGACAAAGUAUCAGAUUUGUAUCAUAAAUUAGAAGCACUUUUUCUUCCUGACCACCCAGAGCUUGCUCAGGUAUUUCUAACAUUUUUAUUGCCAUCUGAAGCUGCGGAAAUUGGCAAAUUUUUCGAACACUUCAUGAUAACCAACAUGACAACAUUUAUUAAUAAACUGAACAUCUAUUUUAACAAACAACCCGCCCAAAUAAGAAAGAUUUACAACUGCCUCAACGAGCUGGCAGAAGAUCCUGAUGUGACCAUGAAAAAAAUCGAAGCAAGAAUUGUGCCCCUGCUAAAGGGCAAUCAGUUCUUGAUAGAUUGGUUCAUGCAACAAUUCCCCAAGAGUACUCCACCUGAGAGGCUAUUUUCGACACCAGAGCAUGUAUUGAAUCUGAAAGAACAACAAUCGAAUCGUACUAGCGAGCACGUAGAAACCAUAACCGAUGUCAUAGACUCACCAACUCAUAAGGUCCCCUCACAACCAACGUGCCAGUUAAGAUAUAUAAAUGGGCGAAUUUUCUAUGGUUCAAAGAUGUUAUUACCCGCAAAAUUAUCUUUCAUGGCCGCUUCCUUUAAAGACAAUCGCAGCAAUUCUCAAAUUUCCCUACCACCCAAACAACAAACAACGUCGGGUUGUGUUCAUGCCAUAAGGGAGCAUGGAGAAAAAUGUCUGCAGUCUACCACAGACAUGACAUCAUUUACCACCACACAUACAGAGACGAGCGAUGACCAAGACAAGUCUGAGGAAGAAGAUGUUUCAAAAGUUUUGGUAAUAGACACCACGGCUGAAGAAGACGAUAGUUGCUCCUCAAUUGAAUUAUGUGACGAAAAUACAUUAAAGGCUCAUGCCUUGAGACUGAAUCCCUCAUACUAUGGAUCUACAUGCUACUCAGCCAAUGCCACAAGUACCCCAAAUUUAAAUAGCAGUUUUCAGGGUCACCACCCCAAUGCAAAAAAGGUUUCACUGAAUUUCAAUGACGAAUCAGGCGGCGGGGCCGCAACCGGUGCUGGAAAAACCUCUCCGCGCAAAAACUCAAACCAAAAUCAGCACUCCACCAAUUCCGCAUCCAACUCAAAUUGCCAGCUGCUACAAAACGUUCGAGAGAAACGCAAAUCGCCGAGUAAGAAAACAAAAUCCCCGCUGAACAACACCACAGGAAGGUCCGUGCGCUCGUACAACCAACCCAUGGUGGUAAUACAUGAAAACAGCACAGCCAUACAAUGCGCUAAACGCCUCAAGUCACUUGUGGAGUCUUCUUCAGAUGAACAUAUGCCAGAAGAACCACCUGAUUCCAAAGAACACGUUCAUAUUGUGGCAAAAACAAAGCAAAACUCAAAGACCUCCACUACCACUUCUGCACAACAAGCUGAAUGUGUCAAACAGGAGAACUCAGACGAUCUGGAAUUUUUGCCUGAAAGUGCUUCCAUUACACGAAGCCCAUUUCCUGCCCUAAAAAUGGAUACUGACUCUGAGGACGCUGCCACUACAUCUAAGACUCCGUCUAGAGUUGAUAGCGAUGAGGACUGUAAAAUAGAUAUAGUGGCAAAUCUGGUGACAAAUCCAGUGAAAUCGAGUGACUCCACUGCUGCCCGCUUGCCUCUGAAUUCUGCAUGGACCAGAGAGGAGGAUAAGGCGAUAUUAAUCGAAAUGAAAAUCGGUUCUUCAAAUAGAGAGGAACUUUAUAUACGCAUAGCUGAGAAGCUGCCACAAAGAACAAUAUGCGAAAUAAAAGCAAGGCAUCAAUUCUUAAUGGAUUUUCUGUCAAAGUUGCAGGGAAAGUAAAAGGUAAACUACUGAUAUCGGAUUCAGAAAGCCGAAUUUUGUAAAUAUUAAAUAAGUUUUUGAAAAACGUU
Molecule: messenger RNA, 6164 nt
Organism: Stomoxys calcitrans (stable fly)
Lineage: Eukaryota; Metazoa; Arthropoda; Insecta; Diptera; Muscidae
Gene: mute
Exons: 13
Coding region: 172-6093 (1973 amino acids)
Biological process (GO): regulation of DNA-templated transcription
Cellular component (GO): nucleus
Molecular function (GO): transcription coregulator activity
Source: RefSeq, a predicted model, not a curated record